AACUACGUGACUGAUAAGGUCAAAAUAGAAGGGAGAAAAAAACACGUGAGAAGGGAAGAUAUAAGGGAGAGAAGAGAAGAAAAACGUCAGAUAGAGAAGUAAAGUCAACAUAAAAAAAAGGAAGGACAUUGACUCAGCAGUUGCAGUCUGAGGGGACAAGAGAAAGAGGAAAGCUCAGUGUGCAAGUGUGUGCUGAGUUUUACAUUUUGUUGUUUUUCUCCUGCCGUGCAAUCUACUCCAUGGAGGACACACAGGUGGCCAGGACCAUAGAGCUGAAUGAUGGCACACGAAUGCCAGUUUUGGGUCUGGGAACAUGGAAGUCCUCACAUCUUCCCCGCACCUCGGUCCAGGGUGCAGUGGAGACUGCCAUUGCGGCCGGCUAUCGCCAUAUAGACACUGCUUUCUGCUACAAAAAUGAAGUUGAUAUUGGCAAGGCUCUGCGCUCCAAAAUAGAGCAAGGCAUCAUCAGGCGCCAGGACAUGUUCAUCGUCAGUAAGCUGUGGUCUACCUUCCAUGCCCCAGAGGACAUCCCUGUGUGUCUGAAUAAGUCCCUGAAUGAUCUCCAGCUGGACUACCUGGAUCUUUACCUUGUGCAUUUUCCUGUUGGCCUACAGAAAAUUGGUGAUGAGUUUUUCCCGAAGAAGGAUGGAAAGAUUCUGACCUCUGACAUAGACUAUGUAGAUGUAUGGAGGGGAAUGGAAGCCCUGCAGGCCUCAGGGAAGGUGAAGAGUAUUGGUGUGUCCAACUUCAGCAUCCUGCAGCUGGAGAGACUCCUUGCUCUGUGCAAGGUGCCCCCUGCUGUCAAUCAGAUCGAGCUACAUCCCUACCUGGUGCAGACAGAUAUGAUAGAGUUCUGUAAAUCCAAGAACAUCGCUUUAACUGCCUACAGUCCCUUCGGCUCGCCUGCCAGACCCCCAGAGCUGCUCGGAGGAGACACAGAUCCACAUAAGCUCCUGGAAGACCCAGUCAUAACAGACAUAGCCAAGAAGCACAGACGCACCACUGCACAGGUAUUACUGAGGUACCAUGUGCAGCAGGGUAUUUCAGUCAUCCCUAAGAGCGACAAGCCUCAUCACAUCCUUGAAAACACAAAGAUCUUUGACUUCAGUCUGACUGAAGAAGACAUGACAGCACUGAGAGGACUAAACCGAGGCUGGAGGACUUUGGCCCUUGAAGAGACCAAGUCUCAUCCAUACUACCCGUUUGAAUAAGGCUGCCAGGAGAGAAAAGAGACAGCAAAAUGGAUCUUCUGAUCAACAUCAACAAGACACAGAGCAGCUAAGUGCAGUCUACCUACAGUAUCACCUGCUGUAAUUCAUCAGUGCCUUAUUUACAUGAUGAUAAUAAUGAUGAUGUGAAAGUGAAGACAAAUCUAAGGACAAUUCAGUUUCUCAAUGUUAUGAAUGUGACAAAGAUCAGGGCACUGAUAAGCUCUGAGAAAUGAGAUGCUAACUUUUAUAAUUUUUUCAUUUUAUGAAUAAAAUAUUGUACAUUUGUUUUUACACAGAUCAGUUUUAAUUAAAGUCAGUAUGACAGGUUAAGACUUACAAAUUAAUUAUAAAUUAAAUUACAACACACUGAGCACAUUAUUUUUUAUUACAUACACUUUCAGUAUGUGUGUUAAGGUUGGCAUUGCUGGAUGCACCUUCCAAAAGCAUGAAGCUCUUCCGCUGUAACAAUUUGUGCUUUGGUAUCUAACAGAGAACAGACAAACCUUUUCAGUCUGUAGAUCACUUUAAGUCUGUCCUUAUAAUUAUUAAAUAACAAACAAAUAAAGCAUUUAAUUAAUGUACUAAAGAGGCAGUGGUUACAAUGUCUGUUGUAGACAAUGUCAGUUCCACAACUUUUGGUCACCUAAAGCAGAUGGAGCUUGGAGCUGGAAUGAGGAUGAGGAGGCAUGUCGCUCAUUUUGAUGGUAAUGUGUUCCACCUCAAUGGUCACCUGAUCCAAUACCUGGCAGUGGAAGUGUGCCUGUACAGUGCUAAUGCUCAGGCAUUUGUUACUCAACUGUAGGUCUUGUAGGAGAUGCUCCACAAAUAAAAGCACAACAAAUUCUUUCUUCCGGCCCAUUGCCCUAACUAAACAGUGUUGUGGGUUUGGCACUGGUCUGAGAACAAGUAGACAAAAACAGCUUUGUCGACGAUUGUUUUUGGACUUUAAUUACAUGUGUCACUGGCAGAUUUGAUCUGCUGUAGCUAGCAAACUGCUUAAGCUAAUGUUAGCUCCAGGAGUAGCUUAAAAACAGCCUCCAAAAUUGAAGGAAAUAAACGGCCUUGAUCCGUAUGAACACAAGGAGUGGUCGGGUAAUAUCAGCAAGUUAAAAAGUGUAACAAUUAUGGACAUGUUUUCCUACCUCAUUUGUGGUGUAAGUGCUUACACAUCUGAGCAGUUUCAAAACUGUAAAUUUCGAGGCCCACCUUCCAUUCACUAAUGGACCAGAAAAUCAUCGUUUGCACAAAAGUAGUUAACCUCAUCGCCACUCACCACACACAUCUCUUUGUGUCACCACUUCAAACUCAAGAAAACAAUAUCCUUUUCCAAGGCCAACACUGCAUCACAUUUAGUCAUUACAGUUUGUCUUUCACUUAGAUCACAUUUUGGUUACCGCUAAGUUCAUUGAUAAGUGUGCUUUCCAGUCAAAGCGGUGGUGGAGUCAUUGCUGUUGUUGUCGCUGCUGCAGUUUGUUCUUUCCAUUUUGGACUAGUUUCCAUCACGGUGAUUAACUAGUAAACUAAAAAAUUGUAAA
Messenger RNA from Epinephelus lanceolatus (giant grouper), 2746 nucleotides. RefSeq names its product aldo-keto reductase family 1 member B1. NCBI's taxonomy places the organism in Eukaryota, Metazoa, Chordata, Actinopteri, Perciformes, Serranidae. Gene Ontology annotation, molecular function: oxidoreductase activity. The record is from RefSeq and is a predicted model, not a curated record.